AUGAAUGUGUUAGAUGAUGAUGAUGACCAAAGCUUUCACGCUGCGCGUGACGGCUACUCCCAUUUGAGCGAUGUCGAAUGGGAUGCGGUUGAACGGAUGGGUUCAACCAUGGGCAUCCAUGCUGUUAGCGUCAUGCUAGAGGCUCUCAAUAGAGGUGCCCAACAUGCUACUAUCACCAAGUUCAUUCAAAAUGAACUUGACGCAGAACGCGAGAAAGUAGCCUUGCUUUACCAACAAGGUUCUCAACAAGCAGAGUUGUUGAGAGAACAGGGUGCUCAACAGUUUAUACUGUUGAGACAGCAGCAGGCUGCUGCUGGUGGGUCGAUGCACUCGCGUCGAACCGAAACCUUGAAGAUUGACAUCUCCAAGUAUAGGGGAGUCGAAGAGGACUCCCUCUUGAGAUGGUUCGUCGAAGUAGACGACGCCAUAAGGGCGCUUCGCAUCGGCGACGGGGAUAUGCAAGUUGCAUUCGUCCAAUCAAAUCUGGCAGGACGUGCCAAGACUUGGGCACUGGGGCUCAAGUUGCACGACCCAUAUGCGUUUGGAUCGUUGGAAGUCUUCAAGUCGCGGCACAGAAAAACGUUUGAACCGCCUAGAGCUGAGUUCAGAGCUCGGACUGAACUCUUGAAGCUCAAACAAGGUAAGCGUGACGUGCACGCUACGACAUCUCACGAGUUGUAUAAGUUCCAAUCCGGUGGAUGA
Messenger RNA from Peronospora matthiolae, 702 nucleotides. The record is from the annotation of a GenBank genome assembly. Lineage: Eukaryota; Oomycota; Peronosporomycetes; Peronosporales; Peronosporaceae.